AUGCCUCAAGCGGAACUCAAACCCGCCACCGCUGGCGCAGCAAGGCCCCAUGAAGCGGCUGUCAUGCACAUAGCGGCACUGAUUGCACUCGUGCAGCUGUCGCUCGCUACAGCUGUUUCAGAUGUGGGAACGCUCACAGCAGCUGAGCUUAACCUGCAGUUAGCGGGAGAGAACGGGCUGUCUCCGUUCUUCGAAGAUAACGAUGAUACUGGGGUCAACUUCGUGAGGGGCUCCAGAGCCGUCGACUCACCUUACUCCCCGGACAUUAAUGUACAAUGUUCCUCGGAUUUCAUUGAAGUUACAGUGGAAUUUGCCGAUAUCUAUGACGGUAUUAUAUACAGCAAGGGUUUUUUGAAAGACCCCAAAUGCAAAUAUGUGACAGCUGGAGGAAGUCAGUCUCGUUACUCUUUCCGAGUACCGUUGAACGGAUGCGGUAGCCGACCACUUUGCAAUGCCUGCGGAACCAUCGAUAAUGUUCUUGUAUUCCAAACAGAUGAUUUAGUACAGGGACCCCACGAUUUCGCAAGAAAGGUAUCAUGUGCUGGCACUGCCUUACAAGUUUCCACAGGAGGAGUGAGACAAGAACAGUCACACACACUGAAGCUCAAACCAUUCAUGGUAGAUAUGCUUGACGUGGUUGCUGUAGAGGGACCCGCUGGUGGCGUCGAAUGCUGGAUGGAUAUUCAAAAAGGAAUUUUCCCUAACACGUAUCCUUUAGAAAGCUCUAUUAAAAUUGGAGAAUAUUUGACUAUAUUAAUAUACUUAAAAGAUGUUAGAAAACAAUUUAACCUCAAGAUCCACGAUUGCUGGGCAUAUGACAACGACGAUUAUGAUAGCCCUCAGACGAAUAAGAUUCAAUUAACUGACAAGGAAGGUUGUCCUAAGAAGAAAAAAUUCAUAGAUGUAUGGCAAAAAUCUACAAAUACAGGAAAGAGUGGCGCAACAUUGAUCGCUUACAGUAAAGUGAGCGCUUUCAGAUUCCCAGAAACUGAUCAAGUUUAUCUAACUUGUAAUGUAGAGCUGUGUACGAGCGGCUGUGAUGCAGACUGUACUGGAAUAAUAACAGAAAUAUCAACAAGUAGAAUAGAAGAACCUUGCUAUCCAGGAUCAACCGAUUCUCGUUGUACUAAAGUUACAACUCCAUCCGUUAUAAGAUGCUACCCAGGUAGCGACGAUCCUCGAUGCCCUAAACCAACGACCGGCAAACCAAAUUGUUAUAAUGGGAGCACAGAUCCUAGGUGCCCUAAGCCGACAACGUCUUCCUUGCCAAGAUGCUAUCCUGGUAGUACUGAUAUUCGCUGUCCUAAGCCAACAACCCCCUCACAACCGGAAGAAAAAUGUUAUCCUGGAUCACCGGAUCCCAAUUGUCCUCAACCAUCGAGACCUACGACACUUAAUCCACCAACAUAUUUGCCUCCAACGACUUCAGAGCCUAAGUGUUACCCAGGUUCGACUGACUCUAGAUGUCCUAAACCCACAACACCUGCACCACCAAACUGUUAUCCCGGAAACAAUGAUCCUCGUUGUCCUCGGCCAACUACUCCAGCUCCACCCAAUUGUUUCCCAGGCAGCUCAGACCCUCGUUGUCCGAAGCCUACUACACCUGCUCCUCCUAGGUGUUAUCCAGGCAGUAGCGAUCCAAGAUGCCCUAAGCCUACAACACCUGAACCACCUAAUUGUUUCCCCAGCAGCAAUGAUCCUCGUUGUCCCAAGCCAACUACACCUGCACCUCCUAGAUGUUAUCCUGGAAGUAGCGAUCCAAGAUGUCCAAAGCCUACAACACCUGCACCACCAAAUUGUUUCCCCGGCAGCAACGACCCGCGUUGCCCUAAGCCAACUACACCUGCUCCCCCUAGAUGCUAUCCUGGAAGUAGUGAUCCAAGAUGUCCUAAGCCUACAACACCUGCUCCACCAAAUUGUUUCCCCGGCAGCAACGAUCCUCGUUGCCCUCGGCCAACUACACCAGCUCCACCCAAUUGUUUCCCAGGAAGCUCAGAUCCUCGUUGUCCCAAGCCAACAACACCUGCUCCUCCUAGAUGUUAUCCAGGAAGUAGCGAUCCAAGAUGUCCAAAGCCUACAACACCCGCUCCACCUAAUUGCUUCCCAGGUAGCUCAGAUCCACGUUGUCCGAAACCAACAACUCCAGAGACUCCAAAAUGUUACCCUGGCAGCACUGACUUACGUUGUCCUAGGCCAACAACACCCGCACCGACAAAACCUGUAUGUUAUCCUGGUUCACCGGAUCCCAAUUGUCCUCAACCAUCGAGACCUACGACACUAAAUCCACCAACAUACUUGCCUCCAACAACUUCAGAGCCUGAGUGUUACCCAGGUUCGACAGACUCUAGGUGCCCUCAACCCACAACACCUGAACCACCAAAUUGUUUCCCUGGAAACAACGAUCCUCGUUGUCCUCGGCCAACUACUCCAGCUCCACCCAAUUGUUUCCCAGGCAACUCAGACCCUCGUUGUCCAAAGCCUACUACACCUGCUCCUCCUAGAUGUUAUCCAGGCAGUAGCGAUCCAAGAUGUCCUAAGCCUACAACACCUGAACCACCAAAUUGUUUCCCCGGCAGCAACGAUCCUCGCUGUCCCAAGCCAACUACACCUGCACCUCCCAGAUGUUAUCCUGGAAGUAGUGAUCCAAGAUGUCCUAAGCCAACGACACCUGCGCCACCAAAUUGUUUCCUCGGUAGCAGUGAUCCUCGUUGUCCCAAGCCAACUACACCUGCUCCUCCUAGAUGUUAUCCAGGCAGUAGCGAUCCAAGAUGUCCAAAGCCUACAACACCUGCACCACCAAAUUGUUUCCCCGGCAGCAAUGACGCUCGUUGUCCAAAGCCAACAACACCUGCUCCUCCUAGAUGUUAUCCAGGAAGUAGCGAUCCAAGAUGUCCAAAGCCUUCAACACCCGCUCCACCAAAUUGCUUCCCAGGUAGCUCAGACCCACGUUGUCCGAAACCAAUAACUCCAGAGACUCCAAAAUGUUACCCUGGCAGCACUGACUUACGUUGUCCUAGGCCAACAACACCCGCACCGACAAAACCUGUAUGUUACCCUGGUUCACCGGAUCCCAGUUGUCCUCAACCAUCGAGACCUACGACACUAAAUCCACCAACAUAUUUGCCUCCAACGACUUCAGAACCUAAGUGUUACCCAGGGUCGACAGACUCUAGGUGUCCUAAGCCCACAACACCUGCACCACCAAAUUGUUUCCCUGGAAGCAACGAUCCUCGUUGCCCUCGGCCAACUACUCCAGCUCCGCCUAAUUGUUUCCUAGGUAGCUCAGACCCUCGUUGUCCCAAGCCAACUACUCCUGCACCUCCUAGAUGCUAUCCUGGAAGUAGCGAUCCAAGAUGUCCAAAGCCUACGACACCUGAACCACCUAAUUGUUUCCCCGGCAGCAAUGAUCCUCGUUGUCCCAAGCCAACUACACCUGCACCUCCUAGAUGCUAUCCUGGAAGUAGCGAUCCAAGAUGUCCAAAGCCUACAACGCCUGCACCACCAACUUGUUUCUCCGGCAGCAAUGACCCGCGAUGCCCUAAGCCAACUACACCUGCUCCCCCUAGGUGUUAUCCCGGAAGUAGCGAUCCAAGAUGUCCAAAACCUACAACACCUGCACCACCAAAUUGUUUCCCCGGCAGCAAUGACGCUCGUUGUCCCAAGCCAACGACACCUGCUCCUCCCAGAUGUUAUCCUGGAAGUAGCGAUCCAAGAUGUCCAAAACCUACAACACCUGCACCACCAAAUUGUUUCCCCGGCAGCAAUGACGCUCGUUGUCCCAAGCCAACGACACCUGCUCCUCCCAGAUGUUAUCCAGGAAGUAGCGAUCCAAGAUGUCCAAAACCUACAACACCCGCCCCACCUAAUUGCUUCCCAGGUAGCUCAGAUCCACGUUGUCCGAAACCAACAACUCCAGAGACUCCAAACUGUUACCCUGGCAGCACUGACUUACGUUGUCCUAGGCCAACAAAACCGGCACCGACAAAACCUGUAUGCUACCCUGGUUCACCGGAUCCCAAUUGUCCUCAACCAUCGAGACCUACGACACUAAAUCCACCAACAUAUUUGCCUCCAACGACUUCAGAACCUAAGUGUUACCCAGGUUCAACAGACUCUAGAUGUCCUAAACCCACACCACCUACACCACCAAACUGUUAUCCCGGAAGCAAUGAUCCUCGUUGUCCUCAGCCAACUACUCCAGCUCCACCCAACUGUUUCCCAGGUAGCUCAGACCCUCAUUGUCCCAAGCCAACUACACCUGCACCUCCUAGAUGUUAUCCUGGAAGUAGCGAUCCAAGAUGUCCAAAGCCUACAACACCUGCACCACCAAAUUGUUUCUUCGGCAGCAACGACCCUCGUUGCCCUAAGCCAACUACACCUGCUCCCCCUAGAUGCUAUCCUGGAAGUAGUGAUCCAAGAUGUCCUAAGCCUACAACACCUGCUCCCCCUAGAUGCUAUCCUGGAAGUAGUGAUCCAAGAUGUCCUAAGCCUACAACACCUGCUCCACCAAAUUGUUUCCCCGGCAGCAACGAUCCUCGUUGCCCUCGGCCAACAACACCAGCUCCACCCAAUUGUUUCCCAGGUAGCUCAGAUCCUCGUUGUCCCAAGCCAACAACACCUGCUCCUCCUAGAUGUUAUCCAGGGAGUAGCGAUCCAAGAUGUCCAAAGCCUACAACACCCACUCCAACAAAACCUGUAUGUUACCCCGGUUCACCAGAUCCCAAUUGUCCUCAACCAUCGAGACCUACGACACUAAAUCCACCAACAUAUUUGCCUCCAACGACUUCAGAACCUAAGUGUUACCCAGGUUCAACAGACUCUAGAUGUCCUAAACCCACACCACCUACACCACCAAACUGUUAUCCCGGAAGCAAUGAUCCUCGUUGUCCUCGGCCAACUACUCCAGCUCCACCCAACUGUUUCCCAGGUAGCUCAGACCCUCGUUGUCCCAAGCCAACUACACCUGCACCUCCUAGAUGUUAUCCUGGAAGUAGCGAUCUAAGAUGUCCAAAGCCUACAACACCUGCACCACCAAAUUGUUUCUUCGGCAGCAACGACCCUCGUUGCCCUAAGCCAACUACACCUGCUCCCCCUAGAUGCUAUCCUGGAAGUAGUGAUCCAAGAUGUCCUAAGCCUACAACACCUGCUCCCCCUAGAUGCUAUCCUGGAAGUAGUGAUCCAAGAUGUCCUAAGCCUACAACACCUGCUCCACCAAAUUGUUUCCCCGGCAGCAACGAUCCUCGUUGCCCUCGGCCAACAACACCAGCUCCACCCAAUUGUUUCCCAGGUAGCUCAGAUCCUCGUUGUCCCAAGCCAACAACACCUGCUCCUCCUAGAUGUUAUCCAGGGAGUAGCGAUCCAAGAUGUCCAAAGCCUACAACACCCACUCCAACAAAACCUGUAUGUUACCCCGGUUCACCAGAUCCCAAUUGUCCUCAACCAUCGAGACCUACGACACUAAAUCCACCAACAUAUUUGCCUCCAACGACUUCAGAACCUAAGUGUUACCCAGGUUCAAAAGACUCUAGAUGUCCUAAACCCACACCACCUACACCACCAAACUGUUAUCCCGGAAGCAAUGAUCCUCGUUGUCCUCGGCCAACUACUCCAGCUCCACCCAACUGUUUCCCAGGUAGCUCAGACCCUCGUUGUCCCAAGCCAACUACACCUGCACCUCCUAGAUGUUAUCCUGGAAGUAGCGAUCCAAGAUGUCCAAAGCCUACAACACCUGCACCACCAAAUUGUUUCUUCGGCAGCAACGACCCUCGUUGCCCUAAGCCAACUACACCUGCUCCCCCUAGAUGCUAUCCUGGAAGUAGUGAUUCAAGAUGUCCUAAGCCUACAACACCUGCUCCACCAAAUUGUUUCCCCGGUAGCAACGAUCCUCGUUGCCCUCGGACAACUACACCAGCUCCACCCAAUUGUUUCCCAGGAAGCUCAGAUCCUCGUUGUCCCAAGCCAACCACACCUGCUCCUCCUAGAUGUUAUCCAGGAAGUAGUGAUCCAAGAUGUCCAAAACCUACAACACCCGCUCCACCUAAUUGCUUCCCAGGUAGCUCAGAUCCACGUUGUCCGAAACCAACAACUCCAGAGACUCCAAAAUGUUACCCUGGCAGCACUGACUUACGUUGUCCUAGGCCAACAUCACCCGCACCGACAAAACCUGUAUGCUACCCUGGUUCACCGGAUCCCAAUUGUCCUCAACCAUCGAGACCUACGACACUAAAUCCACCAACAUAUUUGCCUCCAACGACUUCAGAGCCUAAGUGUUACCUAGGUUCGACUGACUCUAGAUGUCCUAAACCCACAACACCUGCACCACCAAACUGUUAUCCCGGAAGCAAUGAUCCUCGUUGUCCUCGGCCAACUACUCCAGCUCCACCCAAUUGUUUCCCAGGCAGCUCAGACCCUCGUUGUCCGAAGCCUACUACACCUGCUCCUCCUAGAUGUUAUCCUGGAAGUAACGAUCCAAGAUGUCCAAAGCCUACAACACCUGCACCACUAAAUUGUUUCCCCGGUAGCAACGACCCUCGUUGCCCUAAGCCAACUACACCUGCUCCCCCUAGAUGCUAUCCUGGAAGUAGUGAUCCAAGAUGUCCUAAGCCUACAACACCUGCUCCACCAAAUUGUUUCCCCGGCAGCAACGAUCCUCGUUGCCCUCGGCCAACUACUCCAGCUCCCCCCAAUUGUUUCCCAGGCAGCUCAGAUCCUCGUUGUCCCAAGCCAACCACACCUGCUCCUCCUAGAUGUUAUCCAGGAAGUAGUGAUCCAAGAUGUCCAAAACCUACAACACCCGCUUUACCUAAUUGCUUCCCAGGUAGCUCAGAUCCACGUUGUCCGAAACCAACAACUCCAGAGACUCAAAAAUGUUACCCUGGCAGCACUGACUUACGUUGUCCUAGGCCAACAACACCCGCACCGACAAAACCUGUAUGCUACCCUGGUUCACCAGACCCCAAUUGUCCUCAGCCAUCGAGACCUACGACAUUAAAUCCACCAACAUAUUUACCUCCAACGACGUCGAAACCUAACUGUUUCCCAGGUUCUACAGAUUUACGUUGCCCUAAGCCUACUACACCUGAACCUCUACGAUGCUAUCCUGGUAGCAAUGAUCCUCGUUGCCCUAAACCUACCACGCCUGAACCUCCACGAUGCUAUCCUGGUAGCAAUGAUCCUCGUUGCCCUAAACCUACUACGCCUGAACCUCCACGAUGCUAUCCCGGCAACAAUGAUCCUCGUUGUCCUAAGCCUACCACGCCUGAACCUCCACGAUGCUAUCCUGGUAGCAAUGAUCCUCGUUGCCCUAAACCUACCACGCCUGAACCUCCACGAUGCUAUCCUGGUAGCAAUGAUCCUAGUUGCCCUAAACCUACUACGCCUGAACCUCCACGAUGCUAUUCCGGCAGCAAUGAUCCUCGUUGCCCGAAACCUACCACGCCGGAACCUCCACGAUGCUAUCCUGGUAGCAAUGAUCCUCGUUGCCCUAAACCUACUACGCCUGAACCUCCACGAUGCUAUCCCGGCAGCAAUGAUCCUCGUUGCCCUAAACCUACUUCGCCUGAACCUCCACGAUGCUAUCCCGGCAGUAAUGAUCCUCGUUGCCCUAAACCUACUUCGCCUGAACCUCCACGAUGCUAUCCCGGCAGUAAUGAUCCUCGUUGCCCUAAACCUACUACGACUGAACCUCCGCGAUGCUAUCCCGGUAGUAAUGACCCUCGUUGCCCUAAGCCUACAACAACUGAAACAAGUCCCACACCCAGUUCGUGCUAUCCUGGUUCCAAAGACCCUAAAUGUCCUCAGCCAUUUGCUCCAAGUAGUACUAAUCCCCCAACAACAUACCUACCACCCUUCCCUUCUGAAAAUGAAAUAAAAUCUAACCGCGUCAAUAGAUUAGCAGAUAAAAAUGUAGAUUAUUACGAUGACGCUCUCCCCGAAAUAGAUAAUUUUGAGUUCUCCCGCACUCAGCCGCGAUCGAGAAAAGCCAGAGGUUUAAGUAAUUCUGCCGAUGAAUUUUCUAAAAUUACAGAAUAUUUAGGAUCCGAAUAUAUGGCACUAAUGGGAUCAGUUAUGUUUGUAAUAUUAUCUGUAGCUAUUGCUUUGAUGAUAAUCAGAUAUAAGAAAAACCUUAAGUUAAGACAAGACUCGAAAAAUAAUGUAAAUACUCAUCCUUGC
Molecule: messenger RNA, 8172 nt
Organism: Brenthis ino (lesser marbled fritillary)
Lineage: Eukaryota; Metazoa; Arthropoda; Insecta; Lepidoptera; Nymphalidae
Source: the annotation of a GenBank genome assembly